GGGAUUCGUUUUUAACGGUAAUGAUUUACUGUUACUUGUAUGGAGGCUCUAUCAAUUUAGUCAUUCUGACUUCCGCUUUGGCCAUACUGAUCUGCUGCAAACAACUGAGGAGCUACCGUAACACUAUACACAUCAACCUCCUCGCUAGCUUUUUUCUAAGAUUUACCACCGAGGUAACCGUUGUAUCAGCAUUAAAGGCAGGCCUUGAAUUUCAGAAUGUGUUCUACAAAAUAGUCCGCUACAUCUUUAACUAUAUAUGGUUGGCCACCUUCAUGUGGAUGUUGGUUGAAGGACUCUACCUGCAUUUCAUUCUUGUCUUACGGCCCUUCCAGGACAGCAAGCCGCCAUUUUUACUUUUCUACUUCAUUGGCUGGGGUUUUCCAAUUUUGAUAAUUAUCUCUUGGUCGGUGUGUGUGCAUAUUGAUUCUAAAACUCACCCGAGCAACGGAUGUGAUUACGUUAUAACGGUUACCACGAUAAUUAGUUUGAUGAUCAGUCUAAUUAUUGUUAUAAACUUAAUCAGGAUCAUUUUUAUGAAAUUGUCUUCAAACAACAACACAGAAGCAAAAAAAAUAUGGCAGGUGUCCAAGUCGCUGACGAUUCUGAUGUUUUUGCUUGGCCCAAUACAUCUUGUGUUUGCUUAUCCGAUCAACAAUGAUCCUACUACAACGUUUAAUCGUGUUUACAAAAUUUAUAACAUUGCAGCCCCACAUGUUCAGGCUAUAAUCUGUGCCAUCUAUUCUGUAGCAAGUGGAAAGGUAAUACAAACCUUCACACGUCGAUGGUCACGGUUCAAAGACUUGCGGACGAUCAAAAGCUUAUCAUCGCGUAAGAGGUCGUCGAACGCCACCAUCUCAACACAAUUCAACAUCAGCCAGGCUAGGGACGAUUCAACGUUCGUACCACUAGAACAACUAGAACAGCUAGGGGCAAUAAUCGAGGUCACAGAACAAGGGGAGACUAACAGCUUUUUGUAAAGUUCACCUGCGAGGAGUUGUCUCGCUGUAACGCCAAGUGUUCGCCUUGUGUUACAGAACGAUUUGAAACAUUUAUCUGGCACGUAAUGGAAUUCUGAGAAAAAAAAUGUUGACUUUGUAUUUAAGACUUAAGAUACCAUUCCGUGUUUAAUUUGUUAUUGCAUAUACAGCGAGGUAGCGUAUGAAUUUCGCGAAAGUAAAGUUAAGCAAGAGCUGUUAGACGUCAAAAGUUAGGUGAGGUGGAGUGUGGAAUGUGUAUGGCAUUAUUGUUCAGAUGUUAUGGGUUCUGGUAUACAA
Physella acuta is the source of this 1274-nucleotide messenger RNA. Its product is annotated as corticotropin-releasing factor receptor 1-like. Gene Ontology annotation, biological process: adenylate cyclase-modulating G protein-coupled receptor signaling pathway; cell surface receptor signaling pathway. Gene Ontology annotation, molecular function: G protein-coupled peptide receptor activity. The record is from RefSeq and is a predicted model, not a curated record. Lineage: Eukaryota; Metazoa; Mollusca; Gastropoda; Physidae. Gene Ontology annotation, cellular component: plasma membrane.